CGCGCCGAGCGAGCGUCGUCCGCCGCCGUCUCCGCCGCUCAGUUGUUUGCUGGAGACAGUCAGGGAGUGUCGGCAGUGCGGUUCUUUGUUGUGUUUGUUGUGAUUUCCUGGGCUUUCUCACUCGGACACUCACGUCGACUAGCAAAGGAAGGCUAAUGCCUGAUGAGUUCUAACAUCGUGGAGUGAAACGCGCUGAUGAAACUCAAGGUCAUGGAGCGAGCGCGCUGGCCUGGCCAUCGUGGUCCUGGCCGUGGCGGUCCUCAGCACGUCAGCGGCGUACAGCGUGGACACCCUGCCGGGCAACACCCCGGGGGACCUGCCCGGCGACCUCCCUGGCGACCUGCUCGUCAACUCGAUCGUCAACCCGCCGGACGCGGGCAUGGAGGCGCCGGACGACGCCGAGGACGAGCCGUCAGGGAUCGAUAUCAUGGUGGGCGGGCCCGGCCUCGGCCCCGGCCCCGGCGCCGUGGAGUCCGUGACGCUGUGCCAGGACUGCUGGAAGGUGCCCGCCAACAACGACCGCCUGGAGCAGCUGGAGCAGCCCGGCUACAACCUGCUGCCCGGGCAGCACGGCCGCCUGCCCUUCGUCACGACCAGAGGCGUCACCACCGAGACCCCUACGACGCUGCGGGCGCCGUCCGACGCCCCGGAGUUUGAGCGGCCCAUCGUGAACCUGACCGUGCCCGUGGGCAGGGAGGCCGUGCUGUCCUGCACCGUGGACCGCCUCGGCAAGUACAAGGUGGGCUGGCUCAAGGCGUCGGACCAGACGGUGCUCACCAUGCACACGCGUGUCGUGACGCACAACUCGCGCGUGUCCGUGUCGCACGACAACCAGCGCACGUGGCAGCUGCACAUCCGGCAGGUCAAGGAGAGCGACCGCGGCUGCUACAUGUGCCAGAUCAACACGUUCGUCAUGAAGAGCCAGCAGGGCUGCAUCGACGUGCACGUGCCGCCAGACAUCAUCUCGGACGACUCGUCGGCGGACCUGCACGUCCAGGAGGGCGACAACGCGACGCUGCACUGCAAGGCCACCGGCCACCCGACGCCCAGGGUCACCUGGCGGCGCGACGGCGGCGAGCCCAUCCUGCUGCGGCGCGGCACCAAGGAGCUGUUCACCGUGCCCAGCGUCAACUCGACCAGCCUCACCUUUUGGAAGACGGACCGCCAGAUGAUGGGCGCCUUUCUCUGCAUCGCCUCCAACGACGUGCCGCCCGCCGUCAGCCGGCGCGUGCAGCUCAACAUCAACUUCGCGCCGCACAUCGAGGUGCCCAACCAGCUGCUGGGCGCGCCCAUCGGCACCGACGUCAAGCUGGAGUGCAGCGUGGAGGCCUUCCCCAACACCAUCAACUUCUGGCUCAAGAACGGCUUGGAGAUGCUGCUGGACGGCCCCAAGAACUCCAUCAGCGAGCACCGCAAGAACUACAAGGUGUUCAUGUCGCUGCUGAUCCGCUCGUUCCGCGAGGACGACAUCGGCAAGUACAGCUGCGUGUCCACCAACUCCCUGGGCCGCGCCGAGAGCACCAUCCGGCUCUACGUCAUCAAGCCGGCCGGAGACAGCCCGCUGUCGAACCGCGUCGUGAACGCCGGAGGACUCGAGUCCCGGGGGGACCCUUCCAGGUCAUCGGCGCGAAGACCCCGGCCCCUCUGGCCCUGGAGCUGGCUGGUGGGGGGCGCGGCGCUGGCGGCCUUCGGCCAGGGUCUCGGCCUCUGGCGGUGACCGUAGGCGAGCCUGAAGCCGAAGAGCAGUGCAGUGAAGUGAUCGACUACGCACAGUGACUCUAGCGAGCCAAGGAGCAGAGACAAACUUGGGUCAUGUAUAUCUGUGAUUGCAGCAGUGUGUAAAUAUGGUGUACAUAGUGAACAUAGUGAGGACUUCCCUUGCGAGGAUGCAGAUUUUCUCCCUCUUCCCGCCGUGUCAGUGUAAAGAGAUGGUGAACUUCUUUUGUGCCAUUGCAUGUAAUUAUUGUUCUAUUUGCGGGUCUGGAAGGGAUAUAUUUUAUUACCUUGUCAAAUCGCUGUAUUCUUCUGUAAAAUCUUGUACUUUGUGCCUGCAAAGAAAUGCUGUACUUUGUAAAAAAUGUGAAUAAGAGUUUAAGAUGGGUUAGCCAGGAUUCGAUGGAUUGCUUAAACAGACUGUAUCGCUAUUUGUAAUGCAUUUCGCUGUGGAGCGGGUCGCUCUUGCGCUUCAGAAUUUCAAGCCAAGAUUAUGAAAUCGUGGUUGUGAUGUUCGUUUAGAGACUAUAAUAUAUCUAAUGAAUUGUGCCAACAUUCGCUUUUCGUCAUUCCACAAAGAUUUUUGUGUAAAUCUUCCGAGACGAGGUGGUUAUCGUAGGGAAAAAAAAUAUAUUUAAAGGAAAGUGAAUAGAGAAAUCAGUGUCUUCGUCAAGUGAGUAGCACAACAUAAGAGAUGAUCAAAUUUUCAAGCCAAUUGGAAAGGUCCAAAGUUGGCAGGGAUUUUCUAUAUAUUUUCAUGUUUGUGUUGGCGCUGUUCCACAAGCAAUAUUUCUUGACUGACGUCACAAAAUAUUGCUACUUUCAACAUAUCAUGUAAAGUGUUUUUCGCUCGACAACUACCGGCAAAGCCUCGUGUACUUUUGUAGUGUUUAUCGCCGUGUCCACGCCACUGUGAAAAGGCCCCUGACAGGUUCUGACUGCAGUUCUGCUUGCGAGACGGGAUAGUUACGAUGUUAACAUGUAGCCUCUCUGGUCCACCUGGUGUGCUUUCUAUAGAUUUUCUGGAAAAUGUAGUAUUACCCGUAUGACAUGCAGUGAAAAACAAAAAGGCAUUUUGACAAAUUAAAAAAAAAAACUAAGGAUGUCUCUGAAUCGUUCAAGAUUCUGCACCCCUUUAUCCCGAGGGAAGGCAGGAUCUUAGUCUCAUGUCGCUUUUUGCCCUCGCUCGUCUUACCUAGCUGUAUUUUUGUUUCCCUUUUUUUUCAAAUGGAGAGAUUUCGGGGUCACCGUGCCACGCAUUCACCGAAAUUGUGUAAAUAAACCAAGAGCAAAGAAAAUCAA
This is a messenger RNA of Thrips palmi, 3015 nucleotides long. RefSeq names its product lachesin-like. Lineage: Eukaryota; Metazoa; Arthropoda; Insecta; Thysanoptera; Thripidae. The transcript has 11 exons. The coding region runs from base 380 to 1717 and encodes 445 amino acids. Gene Ontology annotation, cellular component: neuron projection. The record is from RefSeq and is a predicted model, not a curated record.